UGACUUUACAGUUUCUAGAUUCUCCCUGUGGUAAUGAGAAAUCUUCCCAUAUGAUAUACAAUGGAACUCUAUUGGUAUAUAAUAGUGAUUAUAUUUAUUAUUGUCAAAAUCUUCUUCUACAUUUGCUGGUAUCGCUCAAGGCAGCGACAACUAGAUGCUUAUCUGAGCAAUCCACGGAAUGCCCAGAUAGUGAUUGUCGGAGGCAGGGCCUAUCUACAUCAACUCUGUGAACGGCAAAAUAGUCCUAUGUGGUAUAGCUGGUAUGGUGGUCAGGAUGACAGCUCUGUUGGUGAACCUUCUGGGUCAUUACCUCCUGCUCCUUCUUACAGUCAAUUAGAGGUACCACCACCAUAUGAAGCAGUGUCAAGAGCUCAUUCAGAUGAUUUGAAACCUCCACCAUAUACGGAGUAUGCAGCCGGUAGUAUUGAAGAAACUCGUGCCCUCUCCAUACCAGAAGGGUAUGAUGCUUGCAGCUUGAGCGAUGCUCCUCCUCCAUACACUCCUCGCCCAUCAGUUGACGCUGAACAGCAGGAUAAUGUGACACAACCUAAUUCCCAGGAGUCAGGCGGUACCACUACAACAGGCUCACCAUGUGAAGUCUGAAAAAAGAAAAUCCACUUCCUGGGACUUCUGUGGAAAGUUAUUUGGUUUUCUUCAGAAAAAUCCAAAGCACCUGAAUUGUCCCUUUUUUUUGGUUUUGUAACAAUUUGAUUUUUUUUGUACAGUUUGAGACAUUUACAGUGAUGCACUACAUAAGAAUGCAUUGUUCACUGUUUGCUGCUAUCAGCACUACCUUCUCUCUUUGCAAACAUUACUCGCACUUUCCAAGGAAGAGCCCAAGCAAAGGAUCAUACCUGAUUGCAAAAGAUUGUACACUUGCCAGUGCCUACAAUAUGUGUACCCCAGUGCUGAGAGGGUGGGGGUUGCUGAGGCUGAGGGAUUGGUUGGGUUGAAUAAGAGAAGUACUCAGCCAUGACACCUGAUGCUGCCAAGCAGGGAGACUGCAAAUUUUAAACCAUGAGUGAUGUCUCAAGUACUCGCGGUUACAGAUAAACAGGAGGUGAGCUUUAUCUGGUGGGCACUAGGAUCACCUUGUGUUCCAGUGUUAUCAAAGUUUCUUCAAGGUCAUUCCUUGCAUUCUAUACUUUGUGAUGUUUUGCCAAGACUGCAUCUUUGCCUCGAAGGAAAGAAGCUUCCUCUUGACAACAUGAAGGGACACCUUCAAUUUUAGAGGAAUGCGCAAAAGUGUAGACUUUAAAGAAGACCUUUUUGUCCUAAUAGUAGUUGCUAAUUUGCUGCAAAAAAUGUAUUUUUUAUAGUAGUGUAUUUUUUUUAAAUUUAGGUGAUUCAACAAUACUCCAAGUUCCCUUCCUCAGAAUACCAAAACUUUCACCUUAAAUAUUAACAUAAGACAAUCCAAUUGUCUCAUUAUUUACACAGAAACCAAACCCCUUUGUUACAGACUUUUAAAGCAAAAGAAAUAUUUGCUAUAUAGAUGGUGUUGUGCAUUGAGAUCUGUUUGAUUCCCUGAAUUAUGAGUGGACUUUGUUACUAACGCUAAUUCUGGUAAGCCCAUUUGCUAUUAGUAUUCUGAAACAUAUCAAUAUUUUCCCACUUUUGGUUACAAGUCUGUAUUUUGGUAAGACUUUAAAAUAAUGUACACUCAUCCCAGAUACAUGGAAUGCCAGGAUUGAAUCUAGAUUAUUUGCACGGAUUUAUGUCCUGUGGUUUUAGUUUAAGUGAACUGAAUUUUAUUUCAGAUCUUCAAACUAUUAUUUGUACUGAUAUAUUUCUCCCAUGCAUUAAACCAAUCUCCAAGGCAUGUUUGAAAGUUUAUAUAUUUUUUAAAAGGUUAUUUAAUUACAUGGAUAGGUAGCUUUGUUGAUCAUGUUUCUUGUGGAUGGUAUUUCAAGAAUCUCUAAAAUGUAGCCUCUUCUACCUGAACAUCCCUAUUUUAAGAGUUUUCUGUUCUGGUAAUGGUCACGGUUUCCUUAAUUUUAUACUUUACGGUUGGUUGAAAUUUAAAAUUGAAUUUGACAGUUCAUUAGACCUGUGUAAAUGUUCAGACCAACUUGUUGGAUUUGCUAAAUUAUGUAGAUUUUUAACCAACAAAUACAGUUUUGCUGAUUCUGUCUAAAUCUGUCUUUAUUCCUCUGUUUUGUUUUUAUGGUACUUUUGUUUGAUACAAUUAUUCUUGAUCAGUGUCCACAACAUAGAAAGAUUUUGGCAGUUUUUCUUUAAAGCGAUAAGAAAUAUGUCCCAUUAAAUGUUUUUAUCUCGUCACCAGCAUGCAAUUAAACUGAAAGAUGGAAGUAAACAGUUGGAGCUCAA
Messenger RNA from Rhincodon typus (whale shark), 2331 nucleotides. RefSeq lists its product as uncharacterized. Bases 61 to 603 code for a protein of 180 amino acids. The transcript is spliced from 4 exons. The record is from RefSeq and is a predicted model, not a curated record. NCBI's taxonomy places the organism in Eukaryota, Metazoa, Chordata, Chondrichthyes, Orectolobiformes, Rhincodontidae.